AUGGGUAGGCCACGAGGCAAUCGCCGGGAGGACCAGGAGGGCGGUGCCGAGCGGUGGAACCGUGGACGCCGUGAUGAUGGUGGGCGACAGGACCGCGGUGGCCGAGGCGACGUGGGCGACCAGGAUGGCGACCAGAGGAGGGAUCGCGGAUGGCGGCGUGACGACGGCAACCUGUCUCGCGGUGGUGACCGUGGACGUCGUGACGACGGCAACAUGUCUCGCGGCGGCGACCGUGGGCGGCGAGAACGCCAGCAGCCCGACCGCAAUGGCGGACGUAACGGAGAUGGUGUCAGGACGCUCAGCCGGAGUGUGUCUGAAGCUCCCGAGGAUGGUGCACCGGCACGCGUGGGCAAGCCUGACGAGGGGGACGAGGCUGGGAGAUCUGACGUUGAGGAGGCUGGAGACGAGGAGGGGCGCGGGCGGCGACGCCAGCAGGCGGCAUCGCGCUCGCUGCUCCACUCACAUCGAGAGGAACCUGAGUUGCCGGCCACGCACCACCACCGCUCCAAGGACAAGAAGAAGAAAGGUGAACGCUUCAACAAGCGCGAGUGGGUGCUGGACGAGGAGAACGACGCGGAACUGGCCGAAAUGGAUGCGCUCAAGCGCAUGCAGGAGGAGAAGGCUGCGCGUGUGCGUGCCAAGGCUGCCGCGGAGGCACGCAAGGCCCGCGAGGCGCUCGAGAAGGAUGUCUACAUCCCCGGCAACAUAUCGGUUGCGCAGCUUGCGGACAAGUUUGGCGUCAAGGUCAUGCACCUUCAGCGCAAGAUGGUCGAGCUCGGGAUGGGCGAGGACGUGCGCGGCGCGGCGUUCCUGCUCAACGUCGACGACGCAACCUCCCUCGCCCUCGAGUACAACCUCAACCCUAUCAUUGAUAGUGACCGCGGCUACAACAUCUACCCCGAGCCAGAGGACGACCCAAGCAAAUCUCCCCUGCGUCCCCCUGUGGUCACCAUCAUGGGACAUGUUGACCAUGGCAAGACGACUCUGCUCGAUGCGCUGCGGCACACGUCUGUGGCUGCCGGCGAGGCGGGCGGCAUCACGCAGCAUAUUGGUGCGUUCUCCGUCCCGCUCUCGUCGUUGCAGAAGGACGCCGACUCGGAUUCUACCAUCACCUUCCUCGACACGCCAGGCCACGCCGCUUUCACGGGCAUGCGUGCGCGUGGCGCCAGCGUCACCGAUCUCGUUGUACUGGUCGUCGCUGCCGAUGACGGAGUCAUGCCCCAGACCAAGGAGGUCAUCAACCUCGUGCAGAAGGAGGGUGACAAUGUGGGCCUCGUUGUGGCGAUCAACAAGUGCGACAAACCACAGAUCGAUGUCGCCAAGGUCAAGGCUGGUCUCGGUGCCGAGGGCAUCAUCCUCGAGGAGGACGGUGGUGACGUCCCCUCCGUGCGCGUCUCAGGUCUCGCCCGCCUGGGUCUGGACGAUCUCGUCGAGACGCUUGCCACGCUUGCCGAGGUACGCGACCUGCGCGCCCGCGAGGACGGCAAGGCUGAGGGCUGGGUGCUCGAGUCGAACGUCGACAAGGGCCUUGGCACGGUCGCGACCGUGCUUGUGACGCGCGGUACGCUGCGCGACGGUGCCCCGAUCGUCGCAGGCAACACAUGGGCACGCGUGCGCACAAUGACGGACUCGGCUGGCAACCCAGUCGGUGAGGCGGGGCCAGGAACACCCGUGUCGGUCACUGGAUGGAGGGAUGUGCCGAUCGCUGGCGACCAGCUGCUCGAGGCACCGUCCGAGGCCAAAGCCAAGUCCUGUAUCGAUAACCGCCUCCGUGACCAGCAGCGCAAGCAGCUGGCGGAAGACGCCGAGGUUAUCAACAUUCGCCGUCAGGAGGACCGCCUGCGCCUCGAGGCGGAGCGCGUCGAGGUCAAGGCUGCCAAGGAGGCAGGUGUGAGCGUCCAGCAGGCGCUGCACAAUGCGCGCCGGGCAGCAGCCGAGGCGGCGGACUCGGGGCGCAAAGAGUUGCGCCUGAUCAUCAAGGCCGACGUGAGCGGCACCGUCGAGGCGGUUGUGGGCUCGCUGAGCGCUAUUGGGAACAAGGAGGCUGGGGUCAAGAUCGUGCACACGGGCGUUGGCAAUGUGACGGAAAGCGACGUGAUGUUGGGCGACGCGGCGGACGGCACGGUUAUUGGGUUCAAUGUCGUUUGUCCGCGCGCGAUCCAGAGCGCAGCGAGCGACGCCGGGGUCCCCGUCAUCACUGACGGCGUCAUCUACCGCCUCAUUGACAAUGUGCGUGCGCGCGUGGCGGCACUGCUGCCACCACGCAUCGAGACGCGCGUCAUCGGUGAGGCAACGGUGAGCAUGAUUUUCCCCAUCAAGAGCGGCCGCAAGGUAGUCAAGAACAUCGCCGGGUGCAAGAUCAUGAACGGCACGAUCGCCAAGGCGGACAAGGUGCGCGUGCUGCGCGACCGCGAGGUUGUGUUCGAGGGCUUGAUGGACACGCUCAAGCACAUGAAGAAGGACGUGCUCGAGAUGCGCAAGGGCACCGAGUGCGGAGUUGCUCUUGAGGGCUUUGACGACAUCCGCGAGGGCGACCAGAUCGUGACCUUCCAGACGUUUGAGGUCGCGCGCGAGCUCAACUGA
This is a messenger RNA of Cutaneotrichosporon cavernicola, 2583 nucleotides long. RefSeq lists its product as uncharacterized. Gene Ontology annotation, molecular function: GTPase activity; GTP binding; translation initiation factor activity. Bases 1 to 2583 code for a protein of 860 amino acids. The transcript has 2 exons. Gene Ontology annotation, cellular component: cytoplasm. Lineage: Eukaryota; Fungi; Basidiomycota; Tremellomycetes; Trichosporonales; Trichosporonaceae. Gene Ontology annotation, biological process: translational initiation. The record is from RefSeq and is a predicted model, not a curated record.